CUUGCUCAGCGCUCCUACUUCCCGCAGCUAACCAUACAACCACAACGUUAUUUAACUGGUCGUUCAGUACAUAACCGUUCUAUACAACGUUGCACACCGUUCUGUCGUACUGAACGCACUCCUUCAUGGAUUUGCAAGUAUCUCUAAAGUGACAUUUUCCAUGACAUCUAGCAAUUGACAGUUGAAAUAGCCAAUGACAGUACUGCAGAGUAGGUACGUCAGCACAUUACAUACACGUCCUCCUUGUCUUUCAGGUACCAACUUCAUAUCCCGUAUGAGUUCGAUCAGUCAGUGAGGGACAGAUUGCCUUCUCUGCGAACUACUAGCUAGCUAUGUAGUUAGGCAGUUUACAGCUAAUUAUAUCGAGUGAGUCACACAGUAAGGGCGCAGUAAUUUUGAUAAACACAUAGUUACGCUACUGCAAACUGCCCUUAUUAUCAGCAUUUUAACAUAAUCUGCGCGCUUCGCUGAAAUGCUUCUCCUGGCCGGCGUAAGGGAUGGAAGGGCUAACAGAAGUGUGAUAUGUGUCCUGCUGCCCCUGGCUGUCGCCGUGUUGAUGUCGGCCGGAGUUGCUGGGAUCCAGGAGGAACACAAACCAGUCCAAGAACAAACGCCACAAGAGAAAGCACCUACUGCUCACGCCAUUGGCCCUGAGGUCAGUGGAAAUGACUCAAGCAAAUCCGAGAACCUGGGCUUCAUCCAUGCCUUUGUGGCUGCCAUCUCUGUCAUCAUUGUCUCUGAGCUGGGAGACAAGACUUUCUUCAUCGCUGCCAUCAUGGCAAUGCGCUACAACCGCCUCACUGUGCUGUUGGGGGCAAUGCUAGCGCUUGGCUUUAUGACCUGCAUCUCAGUGAUGUUUGGCUAUGCCACCACUAUCAUCCCCAGGAUCUACACAUACUACGUGUCUACGGCUCUGUUCGCUAUCUUUGGUGUGCGCAUGCUGAGAGAGGGGCUGAAGAUGAGUCCAGAUGAGGGCCAGGAGGAGCUGGAGGAGGUGCAGGCUGAGAUUAAAAAGAAGGAUGAGGAGCUGCAGAUGUCUAAGCUGAUAAAUGGGGCUCCAGAUGUUGAGUCGGGCUCAGGAUCAAGCCAUCCUCAGAGGAAGUGGCACAGCUUCAUCUCGCCUGUGUUCAUCCAGGCCUUCACCCUCACCUUCCUGGCAGAGUGGGGAGACCGCUCUCAGCUCACCACCAUCAUCCUGGGUGCCCAGGAGGAUCCUUUUGGAGUGGCAGUGGGUGGUACUCUGGGACACUGUCUGUGCACAGGACUGGCUGUGGUUGGAGGAAGGAUGAUUGCACAGAAGAUAUCUGUCAGAACUGUUACAAUCAUUGGUGGGAUCAUGUUCCUGGCCUUUGCCUUCUCUGCCCUCUUCAUCAAGCCAGAUGCUGGAUUCUAAUUGGAGGGAAGACUUUCAGGCAAAUUUUGUACAUACCUGUAAAGCUCAACUAUGUUUAUUAAGAGAGGCUGUGUGUGAGAGCGAGAAUGUGUGUUUGUAAGAAUGUGUGUGGUUUGAGAGAGAAAAAUAUGGAGAAUAUUCUCUAAUGGGACUUAGUGUCUGUGUGAAUUCUGUUCUCUUGUCUUACUAAGUCUGUGAUCCCUCACCGGUCUGAGUCCUGUGGCCUACACCCAGAACAAGACUUACCUCUCCCUCACACUCAGGCCCGUCAGUACUGAGCUUGGGUUCCGUUUGUUCAUUCAUUCCCCAUUCUUGGUUAUUAUUAUAUUAUGCUUUAAAAUCCUACUCCAGUCUCAUUUUCACCUAAUUUAACAUCUGAUUUACUUAACGGGGGGGGCUUUCCUCUUUUGUUCUCUAUUGUUCCUCAAGCAAGGGGGUGGUCAAUUACAUCAGAGGGUACCAUCAGACAAAGUGAUCGAAUGCCCUACUCCUUGAAGCUUGCAGUUGUCCCCCCCACCAAAAUAAAACAUGUGCAAAUAUAAUUUUUUUACCCUUGUGUGUGUACUUGGGAUAUCGCUUUUCAACAGGAAAAGUUAAAAAAAAUUGCUGGAGGACGUCUUUAAGAGCAGCUCAUCCUUUGAGUGCAUAGAAUCUCCCCUCAGCAUUAGCUGUGUUGCUUAGCAGCCAUGUCAAUGCCGGCUGAACACUGAUUCCAGGUCAGUCCCAUGGAGGGGAGUGUUAUGGUCACUGUGGAGAGAUUCAGUCCCUCUGAUCUAUGGCCAGGCCUCAGGUCAACUGCCAUACUUUUUGUUCCCCUCAGAAUGUCAUCUGAACAGUAACAUUGGGCAGACUUAGCUUCAUAAACCCCAUAAUGAGUUGAUCUACCAUUUUUCCAGCUGUAUCAGGGAUGGGAAUGUCUUCACUGUUGUGAAUAUUACUAUUCAGCGAUUUCCAUCUGCUAGAUAGACAGGACAUGCCAGUUCUAAGCAUCAUGGGGAUCCUGAAGCAGCAGUAACCCAUUCAGUGUCAGUAUUCUACAUUCUGGCCUCGAGGCAGCGAAACACCCCACGGCCAGUCUGGCCCAAUGGAGGCUGCGGGGGGAGCUAUAGGAGGACGGCUCAUUGUAAUGUCUGGAAUGGAACAGUAUCAAACUCCGUUCCAUUAAUACCAUUCCAGCCAUUUAUAAAUGAGCCCUUCCUCCUAUAGCUCCCCCACCAGCCUACUCUGGUCUGUCUGUUGUCUGCCACUCAAAUUGCUACUAGGGUUUAUAAAGAGGUUGUCUGAGGCCUACUGGUGAUGAAAUCAUGGAACUAAAUAUUUAUUUACUUCCUCCUAAAUUUCACUGCCGAUUAAAAAGGACCUGAGCCACUAAUUCUACUGCACCUUUCCUGAGUGGUUGGUUAUGGUAUUUAUUUACUACUUUGGAGCACAGAUGAGGAUGUUGUUCUUGUUCACUUUUUUUUUUUGAAGGUACUGUAGACAAGAAUAUACCUUUUUAAAAAGUGCACAGGGUAAUGUGACGCCAUUGUCAAUAUUUGACCAGUUUUACCCUGUGACACCGAUCAAGCGUGUACAUGUACGUGGUUUGCGACAAAUUAACUUUUGAUUGAAAAGCCUGAUCAAUGUUUAAAUGCUCAAUAAAACCUGUCAUGCUUAGAAUUUC
This is a messenger RNA of Coregonus clupeaformis (lake whitefish), 3056 nucleotides long. RefSeq names its product transmembrane protein 165. NCBI's taxonomy places the organism in Eukaryota, Metazoa, Chordata, Actinopteri, Salmoniformes, Salmonidae. The record is from RefSeq and is a predicted model, not a curated record. The transcript is spliced from 6 exons. Gene Ontology annotation, biological process: Golgi calcium ion transport; Golgi calcium ion homeostasis; manganese ion transmembrane transport. The coding region runs from base 473 to 1393 and encodes 306 amino acids. Gene Ontology annotation, cellular component: Golgi apparatus. Gene Ontology annotation, molecular function: calcium ion transmembrane transporter activity; manganese ion transmembrane transporter activity.